This is a messenger RNA of Acanthosepion pharaonis, 1209 nucleotides long. The record is from the annotation of a GenBank genome assembly. Lineage: Eukaryota; Metazoa; Mollusca; Cephalopoda; Sepiida; Sepiidae.
AUGGUGAGAACCUGGGCAAAAAAAGGAGACCAGCAAAGGAAAUAUGACGUCGAUGAAAGGAUAUUCCUCUAUCUAUCUAUCUAUCUAUCUAUCUAUCUAUCUAUUUAUCUAUCUAUCUAUCUAUCUAUCUAUCUAUCUGAAUGUCCUAUUUUCUUUCCUACGCUAAAUGCCUAUUGUGGCAAUAUUUAUCUUCCCCUAUCUUUCUCUCUAUCUAUCUAUAUAUCUAUCAAUCCAUCACUCUGUCUCUCUAUCUCUCCAUCUAUCUAUCUACCUAUUUACUUUUCUUUCUUUUAUUCUUUCUUUCUUUCUUUAUCUAUCUAUCUAUCUAUCUAUCUAUCUAUCUAUCUAUCUAUCUAUCUAUUACAGUUUCUCUAUCUAUCUAUCUAUCUAUCUAUCUAUCUAUCUAUCUAUCUAUCUAUCUAUCUAUCAGUAGGUUGCCGUUUCUUUCAGUUGAGUUAUCGACCUUGCUGUGCCAUUAAUCAACAUAUACUUCGAUUCUUCUUACUUUCUCUCUAUCUCUUUCUUUUCUUUCACGUUUCCUUCCAUUUGACGGCACGGCUCUCUCUCUCUUUUUCUAUCGCCUACUUAUUAAUCGAUUCCCAUCUCACGCCAUCGUUUCUUAGUCCGCUUGCAUUUCUCCACUAUACUACAAACGCCACAUCGCCUUACACGCGUUCAUUAGCUGCUUUAAUCAACUUUCAAAUCUUUUCAUUCACUCUUCCCUUCAUCAAAUGCCGAUAUCCCACUCACAUACCCUCUGUUCAUUAUCUAUCUAUCUAUCUAUCUAUCUAUCUAUCUAUCUAUCUAUCUAUCUAUCUAUCUCAGUCCGUUUUCUAUCUAUCUAUCUAUCUAUCUAUCUAUCUAUCUAUCUAUCUUUCAGACCUUUCUUUUUUCUUUCUAUCUAUCUAUCUAUCUAUCUAUCUAUCUAUCUAUCUAUCUAUCAGACCUUUCUUUUUUCUAUCUAUCUAUCUAUCUAUCUAUCUAUCUAUCUAUCUAUCUAUCUAUCUGACCUUUCUUUUUUUCUAUCUAUCUAUCUAUCUAUCUAUCUAUCUAUCUAUCUAUCUAUCUAUCUAUCUUUUUUCUUUCUAUCUAUCUAUCUAUCUAUCUAUCUAUCUAUCUAUCUAUCUAUCUGACCUUUCUUUUUUCUAUCUAUCUAUCUAUCUAUCUAUAUAUCUAUCUAUCUAUCUAUCUAUCUAUCUAUCUAUCUGA